UAAUAGAUAAAUAAGGUUUGUGCCUGGCGGAGAAAAGAAGGAUGAAAAGUGCGAAGAUAGGAAUAGAUUAUCGCGAAACCACUUGUUUCGAUAGGACAAAAGUACACGUUCGGAGGGGAAGAUCGAUGGAACGGUAAUCUGGUAAGGUGAACGACUCUCGAUGCCGGUGUGUGUUUUGCGGAGGCAUGCGAAGGGUGGCUGUGCUUCGAUCGUGGCGUGGAAAUCAAAAGAGGAAGAGAAAGGAAGAGGGCGAGAGAUAGAGAGAAGGAAGGACAGAGGCGGAGAAGCGAAGAGACACGAGGACCGGCUCUGUGUCACUAGGUCGCGAUGAAACGGGGCUGCACAUGCGUGGUCCAUUUUGCGCCAACCUCCGGACCGCCUCGGGAGCCGAGGAAUGCCAAGUACCCAGAGAUACGGAGGCUGGUGUUAUCGGCGUGCAAAGAGAAGCGAAAGAUAAAUAGUUUCUGGCAGCUCGAUGUCGAGGUGCAAGGACCUAUCGAGAUGACGUCCUCUUCUACCUGCUGACGUAAUUCCGGAGGAUGCAUCGCAGGAUGUGGCUGCAGCAGACGUUCCUCUUGCUGCAGAUGGUUCACCUGAUCGCUUGGGCCAGUCUCGAGAAUACAGGGCUGUCUGACAGAUUAGAAAAUGUGACGCAAACUAUAUCGCGGAUCCUCGAUGGUUACGAUAUUCGAUUGAGGCCAAAUUUCGGCGGAGAUCCCCUGUUGGUUGGCAUGGACCUGACGAUCGCGAGCUUCGAUGCAAUCUCGGAAGUAAACAUGGAUUAUACGAUAACGAUGUAUUUAAAUCAGUAUUGGAAGGACGAGAGACUGGCGUUUUCUCAAGAAGAGGAGGUUCUCACUCUCAGUGGAGAUUUUGCGGAAAAGAUUUGGGUUCCAGACACGUUUUUCGCCAACGACAAAAACAGUUUCCUACACGACGUGACCGAGCGCAAUAAACUCGUUCGGUUGUCCGGAGACGGAUCUGUCACUUACGGCAUGAGAUUCACGACGACCCUGGCCUGCAUGAUGGAUCUGCACUACUAUCCGCUCGAUUCGCAGAACUGCACCGUAGAGAUCGAAAGCUACGGAUACACCGUGCUGGACGUGGUAAUGUAUUGGAAACAAACGCCGGUCCGUGGCGUGGAAGAAGCGGAACUGCCACAAUUCACGAUAAUCGGUUACGAAACGAACGAUCGCAAAGAGAGGCUGGCCACCGGUAUAUACCAGAGAUUAUCGUUGAGCUUCAAACUUCAAAGGAACAUCGGAUACUUCGUUUUCCAGACCUAUUUACCUAGUAUCUUGAUCGUGAUGCUAAGCUGGGUCAGUUUUUGGAUAAAUCACGAAGCAACCAGCGCUAGAGUAGCUCUCGGUAUAACGACAGUACUUACAAUGACCACGAUAUCCACGGGUGUACGUAGUUCACUGCCACGUAUCAGCUACGUGAAAGCUAUCGACAUUUACUUAGUAAUGUGUUUCGUUUUCGUGUUCGCUGCUCUCCUCGAGUAUGCGGCGGUCAAUUACACUUAUUGGGGCGCCAGAGCCAAAAAGAAGACGAAAAAGAAAGAAACCGACGACAAGAAAGUAAUUUCCUCGAAAUCGGGAAGCAAGGCAAGUUCUCCUUUUCCUGGCUCGACGGAAGCGGACAUAAUAGAGCUUCAAGAUCUCAGAAUGUCUCCCCUGCCAAGCAUAAGAAACAGAUCGGGCCUAGUUAGUAGUAGUUCGACGCCUGGAACCGGAAGAGAACACGAUCCGGCCAAGUUUCCUCCUAGCUUUCGAAUUUCCAGAGUCGCGGCCUACAACACGUAUGGGAGAAACGCUGGCCUCAGAUACAGAGGCCCUAAACAACAUAAACCUAAGGUAUUACACGCGAUACGGAGAGGAGCGUCCGUAUUGCGCGUGUCGAUGCCAAAGAUCAAAGACGUGAACAUUAUCGACAAAUACUCGAGAAUUAUAUUUCCAGUCAGUUUUAUGCUGUUCAAUGCCAUUUACUGGGUAUUCUAUUUCCUCUGAGCCUAGCCGUCGCAACAGUCUCGUGCCAUCUGCCGUACGAAGAAAGAUUAAAAAAAAAAAAAAAAAAGAAAGGACCAAUCCGUAAUCGAGAAUUUCCAAGAAUCUCAAUGAAAAGGAAAUCAAUUCUAUUUGAACUUGAAUGAAAUUUUGAAAUUAGAUGCCGAAUGGAGUCGACGUUCGGGCCACGAUUGAAAUCGAAAUCUUCGUCAUUUUCAAUCGAAGGGAGCAGGUAUCGAAAGUACUGAAUCGAAAGCUGCCAAUAUUUAUCGACGAGGAAAUAUUUUCAAGGUAUAUCGAUUUAUAAUCUUGAGACAUAAUAAUAUUUUAGAAAAUACGUUCCUAUUCGAUAUUUCAAUUCGAAUGGAUUGCAGUGCGCGGUGCAAAUGGUACUGUUAUUCGAGAAUGUUUUUAAAUAACGUCAGCUGGAAAGAUCAUUUAAAAAUCGAUAACUUUUUUUUACCUGUCAUUUACAAAUCAAGCAAUUAACGGUUCGUCUAAACCAAAUUGAGAUUGCAACGAAAGCCAGAGACCGUAUUUCGAAGUUUCAAAAAUCGUUAACUCCCGUAAUUGUUGCUGGUAUCGGUAUCUGACGGUGUUUCCACCCAAAUCGAGAAAAGUCGUUAAAUCAACAAAAAUCGUUCGAAACGAGAGAAGCAUAAAUUUUAGAAGCAUAUAUCAUAAAUUAGAGUAGUUCUCGAUUAAAACUACUAAUUAUCAUUACUGUAGGUAAAGGAUAAUGCCACUGUUGUCGAUAAUGUCGGUAUUUUCCAAAGCGUGUCUCGUACGUGUUAUCAUACGAGGUUAUCUUAAAACUAUAUACAGUGGGACUCCGUUCGUAUGAACUUGCAGAGGGACGAGUUGGUUCGGAUAACCUAGAUAUUUUAUGUAAUAAUCGUCUUUCGUUCCGUCGACGAGAUAAACGUUUUAUGGAUUAAUAGGAUUAAUAUAGAUUCCAAAAAUUUGCUCCUGCUACAAAUUUGUAUCGACUACGAAGCACGAGAGCGUGCCACACAGCGCGUGUGCCCAAAGUUGGAUCCCGUAUGUCCAUAUAGACUUUUUACGAUCGAUUGUACAGCGACAGUUUGUUUUUAGACGAUGGUUUGGAAAAUCUACUGGUAGAUUGGUGCUUGUCUUUCCUCUUGAGUCUAAUUUGCUCUACCUUUUUGCGAAUUGUAUCUUGUCGUUAGACGUCGGUAAAAGUCGAUCGACACUCGACGAUGGUUGAGACGAUAGGAGCCUCGGUUAAAGUUCGGUUAGCCAGGAGCUGCUACAAUUUCAUGUAUAUAAACGGAGUUCCACUGUAUCUUCAAAAUUUUUACUUUCGAUAAAUAAAUAAU
Molecule: messenger RNA, 3346 nt
Organism: Bombus pascuorum
Lineage: Eukaryota; Metazoa; Arthropoda; Insecta; Hymenoptera; Apidae
Gene: Lcch3
Product: gamma-aminobutyric acid receptor subunit beta-like
Exons: 10
Coding region: 540-2009 (489 amino acids)
Biological process (GO): regulation of membrane potential; signal transduction; nervous system process
Cellular component (GO): synapse; neuron projection; membrane
Molecular function (GO): GABA-A receptor activity; extracellular ligand-gated monoatomic ion channel activity; neurotransmitter receptor activity
Source: RefSeq, a predicted model, not a curated record